This is a messenger RNA of Stylonychia lemnae, 609 nucleotides long. The record is from the annotation of a GenBank genome assembly. NCBI's taxonomy places the organism in Eukaryota, Ciliophora, Spirotrichea, Sporadotrichida, Oxytrichidae.
AUGGCAGAGGCAUAUUAACAAUAAAUUACUUAACUUUUGAAAAAGCAUACUAAGUUUAAGCCAAUUUACUCACUUGCUCCAAACCAUUUCAAGACCUAGCAAUAAAAUUUGUAAAAAUCCUAGAGAGCUAGUACUUUGAGUCCUAAUGGAAAAAAUUUGAAAGAUUCAAGUGUGAAUUAGGCUACCGUGAAUAGCUAAUUGCGCAGAAGUUAGAAUGCUGGGAACAGUAUAACAAGAUAAAAUAGUAUCAAAUCAAGUAUAAAUCAAUAAACUUUGAAUGGUGAAGAUAGUCAUAGAAAGAAAAGGGUCCAAAGUGUUGAAAAUCUGAGAAAGACAACCUAAAAUUGUGAAUAAUAGUAUUUAAAUAAGCAGAAGAGUAAGGCAAAAUUUAUUCCUAAACCUAUUUUGCCACAAACUUUUUAGCCAAUUCUAAAUCAAAAAGUAGCAAAUUAAACAUCGUCCAAUAAAAAAUCCUAAUCGAGAAGCAGGCAAAAGAUUGGUUCACCUUUGCUAAAGAAUAAAAAUUUUAACAAAAAAGUUACUCUCAAAGAUUUCAUUACAAUUGAUAAAACUUAAAUUGCGAGCUUGAUGGGUCCAUAAACAACUUGA